Molecule: messenger RNA, 16055 nt
Organism: Myodes glareolus (Bank vole)
Lineage: Eukaryota; Metazoa; Chordata; Mammalia; Rodentia; Cricetidae
Gene: Dnah3
Product: dynein axonemal heavy chain 3
Biological process (GO): microtubule-based movement
Cellular component (GO): dynein complex
Molecular function (GO): ATP binding; dynein intermediate chain binding; minus-end-directed microtubule motor activity
Source: RefSeq, a predicted model, not a curated record
UUGUUUUAAUGGCUUUGAACAUAACUAGUGUUUAAAGUACAUUAAAUUUCAGACAGAGCCUAUCUUGCUACACAGGAGGUCAUGGACUCAUUAGCAUCAUGCUCGUCUCUUUCUACUCCUCACAUACAUAGAUGAGAGUCUCUCCGAUGUGCAAUUCACUGUGUGUGUGUGUGUGUGUGUGUGUGUGUGUGUGUGUGUGUGCUGGGCAUCGUAUCCAGACCUUGUAUGUGAUAGGCAAGUGCUCUAUUAUAUUUGAGCCACAGCCCAGACCCUCUACAUACUUUAUGAUAAGAAACAUUAACACAAGGGACAAAGAAGGACUCUCUUGUAGAGAGCCAAAACUUGAGUGUAAAGUGAGGAAAAGGAAAUUGAAAUUCUUGGUGCUUUUCAAAGGAGCUGAAAAUGUUUGUGCCCUGGGCAGUUGCUCUGUGAAAAGAACAGUAAAAAUGUUUCAUUUUGUAGUCACUCUGAUUAAGGAAAGGUAAGGUUGAAAAACUGUGUCUUGGUUUCCUCCUGAUGAGACAGAAUGUCAGGAAAUUAAGGGGGAAACUGAAUGAAGAAACAGACAGACUCUGUAGCAUUCUGAGAGAGCUUAAUAAGUCUGACUUGGUUUUAAAAGCAGCCAUGUGAUAAGUGUUUUGGAUGUUGGGGCAGUGGUGAAUCUUGAGUACUUCCAUGUGAGAGUGUGUGUGCUUGCAUGCCUGUAACUAUAAUACUGGUGCUAGCCACAGCAUUCAUAAAGAACCUAUUGCACUGAGUGACAAGACUAUCCCAACCUGUCCUGGACAGAGGAAGUUCUCAAGAUGCAAGACCACAGUGGUGAAGUAGGGAAAGGCUGGGGUUGUAGCUCGGUUGGUAGUGUUUGCCUGGCAUACACCGGGGCUGCUCUCAGUCCUGUGUAAACUUAGCACUAAGGAGGGGGAAGCCAAUGAUCAGAAGUUCAAUGUUAUCUUCAGACCCUGCCUCAAGUGUGUGUGUGUGUGUGUGUGUGUGUGUGUGUGUGUGUGUGUGUAAAAGUCGUAGGCAAAUUAGGAUGAAUUUACAGGUGCAUUAUCUCAUCAAACUCACAAACAGACCUGACGAAGUGGGCACUCACAAUAUGACCAGAAAGUGGUAUGGAAUUUGUACACAGAAGCUGACACAGUCACUCUAUACAAGCUACACAUUCCUUAACGAGAAGCGCAGGAUCUGAGUCCAACUCUGGACUUCAGAGACUCAACCACCAGCUGGUGUGUCUUAGACCUCUUCAAGAUAAUCAUCUCUUAUUGUUACAUUCCUGGGCCAUUACUAAACACUUUCUCAAUUUCCCUUCUGUCACUAAUACUUCCCGCUGCUCAGCUCAGCCUCCUACCAAGGGAACCAGCAGGUCAAGCCCAGUCUUGUGUUUAAGCAUAGAAAUGGCCCCUCCUCUUAGCAACAGACGCUAAAGCCUGGUUAUCCACCACAGUGCCUGGGUACAAACCCCAUUAUGGUUAAAACUGCUCAGGGAACUCCCCAGGUUCCCAGGGGUGUUAUCUGGGAUAGCAAGUUUCCUCUUGUGGAUAUUAAUAUGUGACUGUGCUUCAUUUUUGUCCUCUGCAGAGACAUCAGGCUGUUCUAGGAAGUUCCAAGAAAUCUACUGAAAAGAAACAAAGAACAAACACUGCAAAGAGUGGAAAGUGGAGGAGGAUUUCUGCAGAACGCCACGCUACCUCUCCAUUCUUUGUCUUUCCUUCUCUCCCUUUCUGCCAGGGAACUCCCCGGGAUACCAACAUCUAUGACCUCAGAGAAACAGUUCCGUGCCAGAGUGUCCAGAGGGUCCGAAAACUCCGCUGCUGCUCUCAUCCCCGUUCUGCUCGAAGGAAUCGCAGAUUUCAAAGCAGCUGGAUGGGAGACUGAUCCUCCGAGGAACUGAGAACUCCUUAUUCUUUCGUCCAACGGAACAAUUAGAACAGGCACCAUGAGCUACCACGACUGCUCAUCUCAGGAGCUUGACAAAAAUGACUCCAUACAUCACAUGAGCCACUCCCAGGCGAGGCCAGAGCUGCCCCCUCUGCCUGUGUCUGCAAAUGAGGAGCCGUCAGAACUCUAUGAGACUGUCAUGUCUCACAGCUUUUAUCCCCCCUUGAUGCAACGUACAUCCUGGACCCUGGCCGUGCCCUUCAAAGAGCAGGACUGCCACCGUGGACCCAGUGACUCCAUCGGCAACAACUAUUCUUUGACGGCCCGGGACAUGAAGCUGAAAGACCUGUUGAAGGUCUACCAACCAGUCACCAUCAAUGUCCCUAGGGACAAGACCAGUAAGGUAUCUAAAGUCUCAUCAGAGCCCACUAAGAAGAAAAUGAAGUUGUCCUUGAAAUGCAAGGAGGAUGCUCCCAGGAUGCCACCAGCCUGCAAACUCUCGUCUUCCGCACCCAGGAAGAGUGACAGGGACUCGUGGGCAGUCCAGUCGGGAAGCAGACCCAUGAGUCCAGAACAACAGAUGGAUGUGAUGUUGCAAGAGGAGAUGGAAAUAGAAAGUAAAGAGAAAAAGCCAUCUGAGUUAGACCUGGAGAGAUACUAUUACUACUUGACCAACGGCAUCCGGAAAGACAUGAUUGCCCCCGAGGACGAGGAGGUGAUGGUGCGAAUUUACAAGUUGAUUCCUAAGGUGCUGCUGGCAACCCCAGCCCUGGAACCCCUGCAGGUCGCGCUCAGGUCUGAGAAGGAAAGAGACUAUUACUAUAGCCUCAUGAAAAGCAUUGUUGACUACAUCCUCAUGGACCCAAUGGAGAAGAAAAGGCUGUUCAUCGAGAGCAUCCCUCGCUUGUUUCCUCACAGAGUGAUCCGGGCCCCUGUGCCCUGGCACAAUGUCUACCAGAGCGCCAAGAAGUGGAACGAGGAGCAUUUGCACACAGUGAACCCCAUGAUGUACAACCUCAAGGAACUGUGGUUUGCAGAAUUUAAAGACCUCAGGUUUGUUCGAACAGCAGAUUUACUGGCUGGAAAACUGCCCCUGCUGCCUAAUGAGUACCAGGAUGUGAUUCAGAAGCACUGCCAGGAGGCACGGCAGAUCCUUCUCAGCAAGUGGAUCCCCACCUGUGCCCAGCUUUUUAUCUCCCAGAAGGAACACUGGGUCCGCUUUGCUCCCAAGAGCGACUACGACUCCUCUCGAAACAUUGAGGAAUAUUUUGCUUCCGUUGCCUCCUUCAUGUCCCUCCAGCUCAGGGAGUUGGUCAUUAAAUCCCUGGAGGAUCUCGUUUCCUUCUUCAUGAUACACAAGGAUGGAAAUGACUUUAAGGAACCUUACCAAGAAAUGGAUUUCUUUACACCUCAGCUAAUCAUGAUUCAGCUUGAAGUGCACGAGCCUAUCAUUGUCUUCAACCCAACUUUUGAUGAUUGCUGGGAAUUAAUAAAGAAUUCCUUCUUGGAAAUCAUUAAGAAUUCUGAUGGGAUACCCAAGGUGGAAUCUAUACUUUUCCCAGAGCUGAAAGGCUAUAACCUGAUCCUCGGAACUGUUAACCCUGAAGAAAGCCUUGUUUCUGAUUUUGUGAAUGAUACUUUUGAGGUAUUUAAGAAAAAUCAAGUUGGACCUCACAAAUACCUAAAUGUGUACAGGAAGUACGAGGACUUGCUGGAUAACACGGCAGAGCAAGGCAUCACCGAAUUCCUGAAUAAAAAUCACGAGAUUGAAGAUUUUGUGACGAGCAUCAAUCUCAUAAAAAAGAGGAGAAAUGAAAUUGCGUCCAUGCACACCACCGUGCCUUUGGCCAUGUUCUGUCUUAAUGCCUUGUUCCUAAAUCAUGACCUCUGUGAGCGAGCCCAAAAUCUUAAAGACCGUCUGAUUCAGUAUCAAGUGGAUGUAAACUGGGAAACUAAUACCAGCAUUUGUAAUCAGUACAACACCAUCGCUGAAAAAGUCAGUGAGAUCCCUGCCAACACCGCGGAGCUAGUGGCCCUCAUCGAAUACUUAAGGAAAUCCAGUGACGUCACUGUGUUCAAACUCAGGAGGCAACUUAGAGAUGCAAGUGAGAGGCUCGAGUUCCUGAUGGAUUAUGCAGACUUGCCCCAUGACGAUAUCAAACUUAACAGCACCCUGUUCCUCUGGCCUGACCAGAUAGAAGAUGUCUUUGAAAACAGCCGAAAUCUGCUCCUUAGCAAGAGGGAUCAGGCAGAGAUGGACCUAAUAAAAAGGUGCUCAGAAUUUGAGUCGAGACUCGAAGGCUAUGGCAAAGAACUGGAAACCUUCCGGAAGCGUGAAGUGAUGACCACAGAAGAAAUGAAGAAUAACGUGGAAAAGCUUCAUGAACUCUCCAAGAACCUAGAUCUUGCACUGACGGAAUUUGAGUUGAUCAACAAGGAGGAAGAACUGUUGGAGAAAGAGAAGAGUUCCUUCCCUCUUCUGCAAACCCUAAUGGUCAACAAAAUACCCUAUGAGCAGCUGUGGGUCACAGCCUACGAGUUCAGCAUUAAGUCGGAGGAGUGGAUGAACGGCCCCCUCCUUUUAUUGAACGCCGAGGAAAUCGCAGAGGAGAUUGGGAACAUGUGGAGGACGACGUACAAGUUGACCAAGUCCUUGUUAGAUGUGCCUGCUCCCCGGCGCUUAGCAGAGAACGUUAAGUUGAAGAUUGAAAAGUUCAAGCAGCACAUACCUGUCCUCAACAUCUCCUGCAACCCCGGCAUGAAGGAUCGGCACUGGCAGCAGAUCAGCGAGAUUGUUGGCUAUGAGGUAAAGCCCACAGAGACAACGUGCCUAGCGAACAUGCUGGAAUUUGGAUUUGGCAAAUUUGUUGAAAAGCUGGAGCCCAUUAGCGCAGCUGCCAGCAAGGAAUAUUCUCUGGAGAAAAACCUGGAGAAGAUGAAGAUGGACUGGGUCAACAUGACGUUCAGUUUCGUGAAAUACAGGGACACAGAUACAAACAUCUUGUGUGCGGUUGAUGACAUUCAACUGCUACUCGAUGAUCACGUGAUAAAGACCCAGACAAUGUGUGGCUCUGCAUUCAUCAAGCCAAUUGAAACAGAGACUCGGAAAUGGGAAGAAAAGCUAGUUCGGGUACAGGAAAAUUUGGACGCCUGGUUAAAAUGCCAAGUCACUUGGCUGUACCUGGAACCAAUCUUUAGCUCGGAGGACAUCAUAGCCCAGAUGCCAGAAGAGGGCAAGAAAUUUGGCACUGUGGACAGUUACUGGAAGUCACUGAUGGCUCAGGCGGUGAAAGAUACCAGGGUCCUGGUGGCAGCCGACCAGCCAAGAAUGACUGAGAAGCUUCAGGAAGCCAACCUUCUAUUGGAAGACAUCCAACGGGGGUUGAAUGAGUACCUGGAAAAGAAGAGACUCUUUUUCCCGAGGUUCUUCUUCCUGUCAAAUGAUGAACUUCUGGAGAUCUUGUCAGAGACAAAGGACCCACUCCGUGUGCAGCCACACUUGAAGAAGUGCUUUGAAGGAAUUGCCAAGCUGGAGUUCACAGACGACCUGGAAAUCACGGGCAUGGUCAGCUCAGAAAAAGAAACCGUCCCAUUCAUACAGACAAUCUACCCAGCAAAAGCCAAAGGCAUGGUGGAAAAGUGGCUGCAGCAGGUGGAGCAGGUGAUGCUGGCCAGCAUGCGGCAAGUUAUCGGAAAAGGAAUUGAAGCAUACGUGGAGGUCCCUCGUAAUGCCUGGGUCUUGCAGUGGCCUGGCCAGGUGGUUAUCUGUGUCUCCUCCAUCUUUUGGACCAAGGAGGUGUCUCAAGCCCUAGUUGAAGACACCCUGUCGGACUUUCUGAAGAAGAGCAAUGACCAGAUUGCAGAGAUUGUCGAGCUGGUGCGCGGGAAGCUGAGCAGUGGGGCAAGGCUCACUCUCGGGGCCCUCACUGUCAUCGAUGUCCAUGCCCGUGACGUGGUGGCCAAGCUGGCAAAGGAUCAGAUCACCAGUCUAAAUGAUUUCCAGUGGAUUUCACAGCUGCGGUACUACUGGGCGGCAAAGGACGUUCGUGUGCAGAUGAUAACCACAGAAGCCUUGUAUGGCUACGAGUACCUGGGCAAUUCCCCCCGCCUGGUGAUCACUCCUCUCACAGACCGCUGCUACAGGACUCUGAUGGGUGCUCUGAAGCUCAAUCUUGGAGGCGCUCCAGAGGGUCCAGCGGGGACAGGCAAGACAGAGACCACAAAAGAUCUGGCUAAAGCUUUGGCUAAGCAGUGUGUGGUCUUCAACUGCUCUGAUGGUUUGGAUUACAAAGCCAUGGGGAAGUUCUUCAAGGGACUGGCCCAAGCCGGAGCAUGGGCCUGUUUUGAUGAAUUCAACAGGAUUGAGGUGGAGGUACUAUCAGUGGUAGCCCAGCAGAUUCUCAGCAUCCAACAAGCCAUUAUCCGGAAGCUGAAGGUGUUCAUCUUUGAAGGCACUGAGCUCUCGCUGAACCCAACCUGUGCCGUCUUCAUCACCAUGAACCCUGGGUACGCUGGCAGGGCUGAGCUGCCAGAUAACCUCAAGGCCUUAUUCCGAACAGUGGCCAUGAUGGUGCCAGAUUAUGCUCUGAUUGGAGAAAUCUCCCUCUACUCCAUGGGCUUUCUGGACUCCAGGAGUCUUGCCCAGAAGAUUGUCGCCACCUACCGCCUGUGCUCUGAGCAGCUGUCAUCCCAGCACCACUACGACUAUGGCAUGCGGGCUGUCAAGUCAGUGCUCACAGCGGCCGGCAAUCUGAAGCUUAAGUACCCCGAGGAGAACGAAAGUGUUUUGCUGCUCCGGGCCUUGCUGGAUGUCAACCUGGCCAAGUUCCUGGCUCAAGACGUCCCCCUGUUUCAGGGAAUCAUCUCAGAUCUGUUUCCUGGAGUUGUUCUUCCAAAGCCAGACUAUGAAGUUUUCCUGGAAGCCCUGAACAACAACAUCAAAAAGAUGAAGCUUCAGCCAGUGCCUUGGUUUAUUGGGAAGAUUAUUCAGAUCUACGAGAUGAUGCUGGUAAGACACGGCUACAUGAUUGUUGGAGAUCCUAUGGGCGGCAAGACAUCGGCGUAUAAAGUUCUGGCUGCAGCUCUGGGUGAUUUAUAUGCAGCCAACCAGAUGGACGAGUUUGCUGUGGAGUUCAAGAUCAUCAACCCCAAGGCCAUCACAAUGGGGCAGCUGUAUGGAUGUUUUGACCCAGUGAGCCAUGAGUGGACGGACGGUGUCCUAGCCAACGCUUUCCGGGAACAAGCAUCUUCCAUGACUGAUGACCGCAAAUGGAUUAUAUUUGAUGGACCAGUGGAUGCUGUUUGGAUUGAAAAUAUGAACACUGUACUGGAUGACAACAAAAAGCUGUGUUUAAUGAGUGGCGAGAUCAUACAGAUGAGCCCCAAGAUGAGCCUGAUCUUUGAGCCAGCAGACUUGGAGCAGGCCUCCCCUGCCACCGUGAGCAGGUGUGGGAUGAUCUACAUGGAGGCCCACCAGCUGGGCUGGAAGCCCUUGAAGGACUCGUACAUGGACACUUUGCCCUCCAGCCUCACUAAGGAGCACGAGGAACUGGUGGAGGACAUGUUCACGUGGCUUGUCCAGCCCUGCCUGGACUUUAAUCGCCUCCAUGGCAAGUUUGUGGUGCAAACGUCUCCCAUCCACCUUGCCUUCUCCAUGAUGCGGCUGUACUCCUCUCUGCUUGAUGAGAUCAGGAGCGUGGAGGAGGAAGAAAGCGAGUUCUUUGAAGGUCUGUCAAGUCAGCAGAUCUUCCUCUGGCUGCAAGGGCUGUUUCUCUUCUCUUUGGUGUGGACGGUUGCGGGUACCAUCAAUGCUGAGAGCAGAAAGAAAUUUGAUGUGUUUUUCCGCAACCUGAUCAUGGGCAUAGAUGAUCGUUACCCAAGGCCCAAAAGUGUGAAACUCACCAAAAACAACAUCUUUCCAGAAAGAGGAAGCAUCUAUGAUUUUUACUUCCUCAAACAAGGUGGUGGACACUGGAAUGCAUGGACAGAAUAUAUCACCAAAGAAGAGGAGACUAUCCCUGCAAACGCAAAGGUAUCAGACCUCAUCAUCCCCACAAUGGAGACUGCCCGGCAAUCCUUCUUCCUAAAAACCUACCUGGACCAUGAGAUCCCGAUACUGUUCGUGGGUCCUACAGGCACUGGCAAAUCAGCCAUCACCAACAACUUCCUUCUCCACCUUCCCAAAAAUAUCUACUUGCCCAACUUCAUCAAUUUCUCUGCCAGAACUUCAGCCAACCAGACCCAAGAUAUCAUCAUGGCUAAGCUGGAUCGCCGGCGGAAAGGCCUUUUCGGGCCUCCCAUAGGGAAGAAGGCGGUGGUGUUUGUAGAUGACCUCAACAUGCCAGCCAAAGAGGUGUAUGGAGCCCAGCCCCCCAUCGAACUGCUGAGACAAUGGAUUGACCAUGGUUACUGGUUUGACAAAAAAGACACAAACAGGCUGGACAUUGUAGAUGUUCUGCUUGUGACUGCCAUGGGCCCCCCUGGUGGAGGAAGGAAUGAUAUCACUGGACGAUUCACUCGCCAUCUUAACAUCAUUUCCAUCAACGCCUUUGAAGAUGACAUCUUAACCAAGAUUUUCAGUUCUAUCUCUGACUGGCACUUUGGGAAAGGGUUUGAUGUCCUAUUCUUACGGUAUGGGAAGAUGCUGGUCCAAGCGACUCAGACGAUUUACAGAGCUGCAGUUCAGAACUUCUUGCCAACUCCCUCCAAGUCACACUAUGUCUUUAACCUUCGGGAUUUUUCACGGGUGAUCCAGGGGGUACUGCUGUGCCCGCACACCCACCUGCAGGACUUGGAAAAAUUUAUCCGGCUUUGGAUCCAUGAGGUUUACCGAGUCUUUUAUGACCGUCUGAUUGACAAUGAGGACAGACAGACUUUCUUCAACCUGGUGAAGGAAACCACCUCCAAUUGCUUCAAACAGACCAUGGAGAAGGUGCUUAUCCACUUAUCUCCCACCGGGAAGAUAGUAGACGAUAAUAUCCGGAGCCUCUUCUUCGGGGAUUUUUUGAAGCCGGACCGUGACCAGAAAAUCUAUGAUGAGAUCACGGACCUGAAACUCCUCACGGGGGUCAUGGAGUACUAUCUGGAAGAGUUCAACAGCGUCAGCAAGGCCCCCAUGUCUUUGGUCAUGUUCAAGUUUGCCAUCGAACACAUCUCCAGGAUCUGUAGAGUCCUGAAGCAGAACAAAGGCCACUUGCUCCUGGUGGGCAUUGGGGGCAGUGGGCGGCAGAGUGCCACCAAGCUGUCCACCUUCAUGAACUCAUACGAGCUCUACCAGAUCGAAAUCACAAAGAAUUACACAGGCAACGACUGGAGGGAGGACUUGAAAAAGAUAAUGCUGCAGUCCGGAGUGGCCACCAAGAGCACCGUGUUCCUCUUCUCGGAUAACCAGAUCAAGGAUGAGUCAUUUGUGGAGGACAUCAACAUGCUUCUGAACACAGGUGAUGUGCCCAAUAUCUUCCCGGCGGAUGAGAAGGCUGAACUUGUGGAAAAGAUGCAGACGGCAGCCAGGACGGAGGGAGAGAAGAUUGAAGCCACUCCCCUGUCCAUGUACAACUUCUUUAUUGAGAGAGUGAGGAAGAACCUUCACAUUGUCCUUGCCAUGAGUCCGAUCGGGGAUGCCUUCAGAACACGCCUGAGGAUGUUCCCUUCCCUGAUCAACUGCUGCACAAUUGACUGGUUCCAGGCCUGGCCGACCGAUGCCCUGGAGCUGGUGGCCAACAAAUUUCUUGAGGACGUGGAGCUCGAUGACAGCAUUCGGACAGAGGUCGUCUCCAUGUGCAAAUACUUCCAGGAGAGCGUGAAGGCGCUGUCUGUUGAUUAUUACAACACACUUCUGAGACACAACUAUGUGACCCCUACCUCCUACCUGGAACUGAUCCUGACCUUCAAAACGCUCCUGAAUAGCAAGAGACAAGAGGUGGACACAAUGAGGAACCGCUACUUGGCAGGCUUGCAGAAGCUGGAAUUUGCAUCUUCUCAAGUGGCCGUCAUGCAAGUGGAGCUCACCGCCCUUCAACCUCAGCUCAUUCUCACCUCUGAGGAGACCGCGAAGAUGAUGGUGAAAAUCGAAGCAGAGACCAGAGAAGCAGAUGCCAAGAAACUUCUGGUGCAGGCAGAUGAAAAGGAAGCUAACGCCGCCGCCGCCGUCUCUCAAGCCAUCAAGAAUGAAUGUGAGGGGGACCUGGCUGAGGCCAUGCCAGCACUGGAGGCUGCACUCGCUGCCCUUGACACCCUGAACCCGGCUGACAUCACCUUGGUGAAGUCCAUGCAGAAUCCACCAGGCCCUGUCAAGCUGGUUAUGGAGAGCAUUUGCGUCAUGAAGGGGCUGAAGCCAGAGAGAAAGCCAGACCCCAGUGGCUCAGGUAAGAUGAUAGAAGAUUACUGGGGGGUGUCAAGAAAGAUCCUUGGAGACCUAAAGUUCUUGGAAAGUCUUAAGACGUAUGACAAAGACAACAUCCCUUCGGUCAUCAUGAAGCGAAUCCGGGAAAGGUUCAUCGACCACCCUGAUUUCCAGCCAGCAGUCAUUAAAAAUGUGUCCUCCGCCUGUGAGGGCCUGUGCAAGUGGGUGAGGGCCAUGGAAGUAUAUGACCGCGUGGCCAAGGUGGUGGCUCCCAAAAGGGAGCGACUGAAGGAGGCUGAAGGGAAGUUGGAGAUACAGAUGCAGAAACUGAACCAGAAACGGGCAGAACUGAAGCUGGUGAUAGACAGGCUCCAGGCCCUGAAUGACGACUUUGAAGAGAUGAACGUCAAGAAAAAUGUACUGGAGGGGAAUAUCAAGAUCUGCUCCCAGAAGCUGAUCAGGGCGGAGAAGCUGAUCAGUGGUCUUGGUGGAGAGAAGGACAGAUGGACAGAAGCAGCCCGGCAGCUGGGGAUCCGAUAUGAUAACCUGACGGGGGACGUGCUGCUGUCCUCUGGGACUGUGGCGUACCUGGGUGCCUUCACGGUGGAUUAUCGGGCUCAGUGCCAGAAGGAAUGGUUGGAUUGCUGUAAGGAUAAGGUCAUUCCCGGCUCCACUGACUUCAGCCUCAGCCACACCUUAGGGGACCCCAUAAAAAUCCGUGCCUGGCAGAUUGCCGGGCUUCCUGUUGACUCCUUCUCGGUUGACAAUGGCAUCAUCGUGUCCAACUCCAGACGCUGGCCCUUGAUGAUUGACCCUCAGGGACAGGCCAAUAAGUGGGUGAAGAACAUGGAAAAAACAAACAAACUCUCUGUCAUCAAGUUAUCUGACACCAACUACGUGAGGACUCUGGAAAACGCCCUGCAGUUGGGCACCCCUGUCUUACUGGAGAACGUUGGGGAGGAGCUGGAUGCCUUCAUUGAGCCCAUCUUGCUCAAGGCAACAUUCAAACAGCAAGGGGUUGAGUACAUGAGACUUGGUGAAAAUAUCAUCGAAUACUCAAGGGAUUUUAAGUUCUACAUCACCACUCGUCUGAGGAAUCCACAUUAUCUCCCCGAAAUCGCCGUGAAAGUCUGUCUCCUCAACUUCAUGAUCACACCCUUGGGGCUCCAAGAUCAACUCCUUGGCAUCGUGGCUGCCAAGGAGAAGCCAGAACUAGAAGAAAAAAAGAACAAACUGAUUUUAGAAAGUGCCGAGAAUAAGAAGCAACUAAAGGAAAUCGAAGAUAAGAUUCUAGAGGUCCUCUCCCUGUCCGAGGGCAACAUCCUGGAAGACGAGACUGCCAUCAAGGUUCUGUCCUCUUCCAAAGAGCUGUCUGAGGAAAUCUCUGAGAAGCAGAAGAUAGCCUCGGUGACAGAAACACAGAUCGACGAGACGCGGAUGGGCUACAAGCCUGUGGCUCUUCACUCUGCCACCAUCUUCUUCUGUAUCUCCGACCUGGCCCACAUCGAGCCGAUGUACCAGUACUCUCUGACUUGGUUCAUCAACCUCUACGUGCAGUCCCUAGCCAACAGCACCAAGAGCGAGGAGCUGGACCUGCGCAUCGAGUACAUCAUCGAACAUUUCACCCUGAGCAUCUACAACAACGUGUGCCGCUCCCUGUUUGAGAAGGACAAGCUGCUUUUCUCCCUCCUCCUGACGGUUGGCCUCUUGAAGGAAAAAAAGAUCAUCAACGAGGAGGUUUGGUACUUCCUUCUAACUGGAGGUGUGGCCCUGGAUAACCCCUUCCCCAAUCCAGCUCCUGAAUGGUUGUCGGAGAAGUCCUGGGGUGAGAUUGUUCGAGCCUCCUCCUUACCAAGACUGAAAGGUCUGAUGGAAGACGUGGAACAGAAUAUCGAGGAAUGGAAGCACAUUUAUGACUCAGCCUGGCCCCACGAGGAGACUCUCCCUCCGCCUUGGAAGUUCCUUCAAACCCUGGAAAGGAUGGCGAUCCUACGGUGUUUGCGGCCUGACAAGAUGGUCCCCGCCAUUCAGGACUUCAUUUGUGAAAACAUGGGAAAGGUAUUCAUUGAAGCCCCGACCUUUGAUCUCCAGGGAUCCUACGGCGAUUCCAGUUGUUGUGCACCACUGAUUUUUGUACUGUCUCCAGGCGCAGACCCAAUGGCAGGUCUGCUGAAGUUUGCAGAUGAUGUUGGCAUGGGAGGCACCAAAACACAGACCAUCUCCCUUGGCCAAGGCCAAGGCCCUAUUGCUGCCAAAAUGAUCCACAAAGCCAUCCAAGACGGGACCUGGGUGGUCCUUCAGAACUGCCACCUGGCGACAAGUUGGAUGCCUGCGCUGGAGAAGAUCUGUGAGGAGGUUAUCACCCCUGAAAACACCAAGUCGGAAUUCAGACUCUGGCUCACUAGCUAUCCGUCGGAGAAGUUUCCUGUCAGCAUUCUUCAGAAUGGGAUCAAAAUGACCAACGAGCCUCCCAAGGGGCUCAGGGCCAACCUUCUCCGUUCCUACCUCAAUGACCCGGUCUCAGACCCCGUGUUCUUUCAAAGCUGUACAAAGCCGGUGAUGUGGCAGAAGCUGUUGUUUGGGCUUUGCUUCUUCCACGCUAUUGUCCAAGAGAGGAGGAACUACGGAGCCUUAGGUUGGAACAUCCCCUAUGAAUUCAAUGAAUCUGACCUGAGGAUUAGCAUGCGGCAGAUCCAGAUGUUUCUCAAUGAUUACAAGGAGGUGCCCUUUGAAGCGCUGACCUACCUUACAGGGGAAUGUAAUUAUGGGGGCAGAGUGACUGACGACAAAGACAGGCGUCUCCUGCUGUCCCUCCUGUCCACAUUCUACUGUAAGGAAAUUGAGACGGAUCGCUACUACAUUGCUCCUGGAGACACUUACUACAUCCCUCCCUUUGGCACCUACCAGUCCUACAUUGAGUACCUCAGGACCCUCCCCAUCACAGCACACCCGGAAGUAUUCGGGCUCCAUGAGAAUGCUGACAUCACCAAGGACAACCAGGAAACCAACCAACUCUUCCAAGGAGUGCUGUUGACCCUGCCGAGACAAUCGGGAGGGAGUGGAAAGUCCCCUCAGGAAGUGGUUGAAGAACUGGCCCAGGAUAUAUUGUCCAAGCUUCCUAGCGACUUUAACCUUGAAGAGGUAAUGAAGAUGUACCCCGUGGUCUAUGAGGAGUCUAUGAAUACCGUCCUAAGGCAGGAGCUCAUCAGAUUCAACAGGCUGACCAAAGUGGUUCGCAGAAGCCUUAUUGAUCUUGGCCGUGCCAUCAAAGGACAAGUCCUAAUGUCCUCAGAGCUGGAGGAAGUCUUCAAUAGUAUGCUUGUGGGUAAAGUGCCAGCCAUGUGGGCAGCCAAGUCCUACCCAUCACUGAAGCCACUGGGGGGCUACGUGGCUGACCUAUUGGCCCGUCUGACCUUCUUCCAGGAAUGGAUCAUUAAAGGCCCCCCUGUGGUCUUUUGGAUCUCUGGAUUCUACUUUACACAGUCUUUCUUGACGGGAGUUUCUCAGAAUUAUGCCAGGAAAUACACCAUCCCCAUUGACCACAUCGGAUUUGAAUUUGAGGUAACCACACAGGAAACAGCUAUGGAGAAUAGCCCAGAAGAUGGGGCCUACAUCAAAGGGCUUUUCCUUGAAGGUGCCCGUUGGGACAGGAAAAUGAUGCAGAUUGGAGAAUCUUUCCCCAAAAUCCUCUAUGACCCCUUACCCAUCAUUUGGCUGAAACCCGGAGAUAGUGCCUCAUUCCUGCAUCAGGACAUUUAUGUGUGUCCAGUGUAUAAGACAAGUGCCCGGAGAGGGACCCUCUCGACCACUGGCCACUCUACUAACUACGUCCUGUCCAUUGAACUUCCGACAGACUUGCCCCAGAAACACUGGAUAAACCGAGGCGUGGCCUCAUUGUGUCAGCUGGAUAACUGACGGCAAGGGUCUUAAAAUCGAGAGUAAAUGGCAUUUUAUUCUCCAUUACAAGACAGCCUUUCUUUCUUCAGCUGUAUAGUAUGAAGGUGAUGAUGAUGCAAUAAUUACAUCAAUGGAGGUGGAAAUUUUAUAGCAGCCAUAUAAAGCAGGUUAUUAUCAUUAUUAUUCUUACUUUUUUUAUGGCUGCAGAGAAGAUAGGUAAUUCCUCCACAUCAGAUAUCAGAGACUUACUACAUUGGAACACAGGUAGUGUGAUUCUCCACCUAAGCUUUUGGUCAUUUGACUUAAGCUUGCUUAGAGUUAUUAAUAUUUACUUUGGGUUUGGCUGUAACUGUCACACAAUUUCAGUCACUGCUUUCCCUGACUUGCACAGCCAUCAAGGCCCCAUUAGAGAUUUGGAAGGGCUUGAAUAUUUUUUUUAAGGCUCUUGGUAUAUUUUGUAAAGACUAUUUUGUGUGGACGUGUCUGAAUGUGGGUAUGUACAUGUGAGUUCAGGUGCCCAAGGUCAGAAGAGGGCAUCAGAUCUCUGGAAACAGAGUGGCAAACACUUGAGCGCUGCUCCGUGCGUUCUGAGAACGAACCCAGGUCCUCCGCAGGAGCAACAAGUGCUCUUAGUCACUGAGUCACACCAGGCUUCACCUGCUGUAUUUUAACCACACCCCCUACAACGACCUUAGGUGGUAAGGAUUAUCAUCACUUCUACUUUACUGGUGCAAAUUAGGUUCCAGUCAGUCAGUGGUAGAAGUUCAGCUACUGCUUGGUGCCAAGGAUGGAGCCCAUGGCCUUAAUCACUCUAGGUGAGCACUCUGCUGAACUCCAGUUCCUGGCUAAGCUUCAGCUGCUCUUCUAUCAGUCACGUGGAUGGGCUAACUUCACCCCGGAGAGAUGAGAGUAGCCUAUUUGUUGUUUGCCUAUCGUGUGCAGGUUUUGUGCCCACGCCUUUGGCUAACUUGCUCACUCCUGUGCGCUGGAAAUAAUUGUCCCCACCACCUGGUUGCUGGGGAAGAGGACAAAGCCUGCCUAAGAAUAACACAACUCUUCCGCACUGCACAGCCAGGUGGAGGUUCCCUGGCUCUUGAAUCCAUGUCUGCUCCACUGCUACAUGCGGCUUCCACGCCAACGAGUUGGAAGAGACUAGUUCCAGCCGCAUGACUGUGUCCAAGGAAUUUCCAUCCCUAGUUUCUCUCUGGAAAGAGACAAAAACAUUGAAUUCCUGAUAUUCUUCCCUGACUCUCUCGUGUAGCUUUAGGCUCUAAGUGGCUUUAUUCGGGGUGAGGAGAGUGGAGCAGAUGUGGGUUGUAUGGUGUGGCUUUCCUGCCUCUUUGCUAGAAACAAAUGCCUUGAUUCAGGCCCUGUGACUUUUCCUGAAUGUGGCGAGCCUCCGAGAAUGAAAUAAAGGUACUCCAGAAAACGUUAGUUUCAAUUUCUUCAUGGUGCCAAGCAAAUUCUGAGAUGAGCAAGCUAGCCAAGUGCCCAGAAAGAGUAUGUGUAUCGUAAAGUGAGAAAGUACACUCCUACUCAAAGUAGGUCACUAAAGGGAUUUUUAAGGAAAGAAGUAUAAUCCUUGCCAAUAUGUAGAUAAAUCAGAAUGAACUGAUAGCUAGUACUGUAUCAUUCCAAAUAAUACAGUCGGUCAUGUGAGACAGUAAGAUGGUUAGGACCCAAACCCAUAACUCUUGGGAGGGUAGCUCAGCCAUAUUGCAGGCUGCAGAAGAGCUGGCACGAGGGACUGCUAAGAGAACAAAUGAAUUUUAAUUAUAGAUCUCCAACUCCAACUUUAUUCAGCACCAAAAAGCUAAGAGAGGCAAGGGCUGUCUCAUUCCUCAGGGGUCAAGGGAUAGAAUGUUUUUGCAUGAUGGAUGAUUAUUUUUGAAAUGUAAAAUAUUUCCUCUGCUUUGAAAACAAAGAUUGCCUUAAA